CGUCAGCGGCGCCUCUGGUUUCCCGGGCCGCAGCGGAGCGCGAUGCCGAGCCGACACAAGCGGCUGCUCUUCUGCACCUGCGGCCUCUCGAGCCUGUGCUGCGCGCUGGCCGCCGCGGUGGCCACCGGCCUGCCUCUCUGGGUCCAGGGGACGGUGCUGUGCCGGACCGGAGCCGAGCUGGUCAACGCGUCCGGGGCGGAGCUGGACAAGUUCCUGGGCGGCCUGAGCUACGGACUCUUCGGCGGGGAGCGGGUGAAGCAGUGCGGGCUGGGGGGCCGCGCGUCCCGCUUCUCCUUCUUCCCGCAGCUGCAGGCCUCGGUGCCCGUGCUCCUCCACGUCUCCACCAUCUUCUUCUGUGGGCUGGUGCUGCUCUUCUCGUCUCUGUCUUGCGCCUUCUUCUUCUUCAACGCCUUCGGCCGGCCACAGGAGGCGCUGCACGGCCCUCGGGGGCUCUACCUGUGGACCCUGGCGUCAUGCGCGUGCAGCGGCCUGGUGAUGGCGCUCUUCUCCUCCGAGGUGAAGCUCCACCACCUCUCCGAGCGGAUCUCCAACGUCAACGAGGACGUCUUCACCUUCCAGACCUACAGCGAGAGCUACGGCCGCAGCUUCUGGCUCUUCCUGCUGGUCCUCCUCCUCCAGGCCCUCAACGCGCUGCUGACCCGACUGGCCGGGAUCCGGCUGCCCUUCUGGGAGGCCAAGCCGGCGGAGGGCGGCGGCGGCGCCAUGGACCUGCUGUACUGAGGGUUCAAUAAAGCCGCCACUGCCCGAGUUCGAGGGAGCUUUUAU
Synchiropus splendidus (mandarinfish) is the source of this 786-nucleotide messenger RNA. It is a transcript of the gene clrn1, whose product is annotated as clarin 1. NCBI's taxonomy places the organism in Eukaryota, Metazoa, Chordata, Actinopteri, Syngnathiformes, Callionymidae. Gene Ontology annotation, biological process: sensory perception of sound; equilibrioception. Bases 43 to 741 code for a protein of 232 amino acids. The transcript has 3 exons. The record is from RefSeq and is a predicted model, not a curated record.